This is a messenger RNA of Wasmannia auropunctata (little fire ant), 7489 nucleotides long. RefSeq names its product zinc finger MIZ domain-containing protein 1 (gene tna). Lineage: Eukaryota; Metazoa; Arthropoda; Insecta; Hymenoptera; Formicidae. The record is from RefSeq and is a predicted model, not a curated record. Gene Ontology annotation, molecular function: SUMO ligase activity; zinc ion binding. Gene Ontology annotation, biological process: regulation of transcription by RNA polymerase II; protein sumoylation. The coding region runs from base 749 to 3397 and encodes 882 amino acids. The transcript is spliced from 10 exons.
GGAGCGUGGUCGUCGUGCUACCUGUGCGCUCCUUUCGGGUCUCCGAACACACAUUCCGUGUGUCGUCGUCGUCGUCAUUGUCGCCAUCGCCAUCGCCGUCGUCGUCGUGUCGUCGUCGCGUCGUCUUCGUCGUCGUGUCGUAAUGUGCCUAUGACGAGGUGAUGAACGGCCGGCGUCGCAGUGUCGAGCGUCGUAGUGACAGUGUUCGUCGUCCUGCCGAUGGACGAUGACGAUUAACGAAGCGAACAAGCAACAGCAGCAGCAGCACCACCGUGGUGAUCGCUCGUGGUAUCGCGCGAGGGAAAACAGUGUGCUCUGUGUGAUCUAGUGUACUUCCACUGUAUCUGUCUACUACGCGAUACAUAAUAUAUGUAUCGUGAAUACGCAUAUAUACGCACGUACGUGUACAUACAUAUUUGCGCGAGCGCGUAUGUAUAUACGCGACGAUCACUCUUGGAUUACGCCUCGUCGCGAAGGAGGCUCCCUUCGCGGUCGUCUUUAAUCAAGGAUAAUGCGAUAUUGCAGUCGCCGCAGAGUGCGCCAAUAAGCCGCGCGUUCGCAUCUACCUCGUGAAGGCUGAUCGUAAAGUGAGCAGCUCUCUCUUCCUCCCGGGGGGAACGGCGGUGGUGGUGCAACGCUAUCAGCAACGGCGGCGAUCGGCGUCGGGGUCCAGCCGUUAUCAUCCGGCUAUCAUAGCACAGUGCCACCCCAGAACGGAAGGGGUGGUUCGCCACUUCGUGUCGCGGCGAUGGUAGCAGCUGCCACCGCUACGGCCACCGCCACUGCCAGCGUGGUGGCCAUGCAGGACCGCCAGGACAUCCCCUCGCAAUUCAAUCAGAUGCAGAGCCAACAUGGAAUACCCCACCAAACGUACAAUGCGGGGUCGUACGGCCAAAGAGGACCAAUGGCAGGAAUGGGGCCAGUCGGGAUGAACAACUUUAACGGCAUGGGCACGAUGAGCCCGAUGCACACUAUGAAUUCCAUGAAUUCGAUGAACAGUAUGAAUGGCAUGAACUCGAUGAAUCCUAUGACAAUGGGAGGCAUGAACGGUAUGAACGGUAUGAGCGGUAUGAGUGCUAUGAACGGAAUGACACCCAUGAACUCCAUGAGCAACAUGGGUAACGUAGCCAUGAACAACAUGAUGGGACCCAACAAUAUGCAAAUGAACAAGAUGCAGGCUCAGCCACAUCAAGGCUAUCCACGGAGAUUAGCGCCUUAUCCGAACCCAGCCAUGCAUAUGGCGCAAAAGCGACAGCAGGUUCCGUACGCUACUCAAAAUCCAGCGGCUAUGCAGCAGGGUUUUAACGGCAUGCAGCAGGGUUUGACGGCGGCCACGAAUUAUCCGAACACCUAUCCCACCGCGGCGCGGCCGAACUUUCAGCAGCAGUAUCAGUCUAUGCAGAACAUGAAUCCCGCUACGGCGGCCGGUUUCGGGCCCAACGCGAUGAUACGAGGGACGAAUAUGAGGCAAACGGCGCCGGCUUACAAUACCCCGUCGCAGACGGCCGCCGCGAGCCAGUACGGCUACGGUAGUAACGGCGUCCCCGGUGUCUGCAUGGUCCCACCUACCGCGGUUGGUCAUCAGCCGACUCAGUUCGUCGGUCAUCAGCCGAACGCGGGAUACGGCGGUGGCAACGCGUCGUACGGCGCGCCCGCCGUAGCGACCAGCCAAUACCAGCAGGACGUAGUAUCGAUGAGAUCGACGAACGGGGGUAACGUGAAUUACCAGCACAGUCCCAUCCCCGGCAAUCCGACGCCACCGUUGACACCCGCCACCAGCAUGCCGCCUUACAUCAGUCCGAAUCCGGACAUCAAGCCUAAUUUCAACGAGAUGAAAUCGCCCGUUAGCAUUCAAAAUGACGAAUUGAGACUAACAUUCCCCGUAAGAGACGGCAUAAUUCUUCCACCUUUCCGCUUAGAGCACAAUUUGGCUGUUAGCAAUCAUGUGUUUCAACUGAAGUCGACGGUACAUCAAACGUUAGUGUGGCGGUCAGAUCUCGAGCUGCAGCUCAAAUGUUUCCACCACGAAGACAGACAGAUGAACACGAAUUGGCCGGCGAGUGUGCAAGUUUCGGUUAACGCGACCCCCCUCGUCAUCGACCGCGGGGACAACAAAGCUUCCCACAAGCCUCUCUACUUGAAGGACGUCUGUCAAGCAGGAAGGAACACAAUACAGAUUACCGUAUCCGCAUGCUGUUGUUCACAUCUAUUCGUGCUACAAUUGGUUCACCGACCAACUGUACGAAGCGUACUUCAUGGAUUACUACGUAAAAGGCUGUUGGCGGCAGACCAUUGCAUAGCGAAAAUCAAACGAAAUUUCAGCAAUACGAUGUCGAACAAUGGCAUACAAUCGGAGAAAGACGUGGUGGAGCAAACAGCACUAAAGGUACACUUAAAAUGUCCUAUCACCCAUAAACGCAUAACACUGCCAGCUAGAGGACACGAGUGCAAGCAUAUACAGUGUUUCGAUUUGGAGUCGUAUUUGCAAAUGAAUUGCGAACGGGGUAACUGGAGAUGUCCAGUAUGCUCGAAAUCUGCACAGCUGGAAGGCCUGGAGGUCGAUCAGUAUAUGUGGGGUAUUUUGAAUACAUUAAAUACGACGGAAGUUGACGAAGUGACGAUAGACUCGCUCGCUAACUGGAAGCCCGCGAAGAACUUAACUAACAUUAAGUCCGAAAACGAAGAAAAUGAUUGUAAGAGGACAACCAAGGCUAUGUCGCCGGGCAGUAUGAAUAUGCCAACUAUGAACAAUUGGGAUAUGAACCAAGCUAUGAGCCCCUACAUACCGCCCGAUAUGAACAGCAUCGUGAGCGGCUCGAUGAUGAACAACACAUCGUCCACGUAUCCGAAUAACAGCAUAAACCACCGGAACACGUCCGGCGGAACGUACGAGAUAAACUCCGGGACGAAUACUAUCGGCAAUAAUGAUUAUGUCAGCGGAACGGGUCCGCUUUCGCACUUAAACGAAUCCGUCAAUUCGUUAGAUCCUCUCAACGCUAUGGAGAAAUCACUCAACGACCAGAUGCCUCAUACCCCUCAUACGCCGCACACACCGCAAUCUACCCCUCACACGCCGGCUGGCGGUGCCAGUGGGCCACCGAGCGUUCCGCCCGCGUCGCAAGAAUCCACGGGAAACCUCAACACCUCCGGCAAUACGAGUACAUCUAUAAAUAACGACACCGCUUCGGACAUACCGUCGGACUUAAAUUUCGAUCCUGCUGCAGUUAUAGACGGGGAAGGCACCGGUCAGGAGGCGUUAAAUCUCUUGCCGGACAAUGUGGAUGCAAUGGAACUUCUCUCGUAUCUCGAUCCACCGGACCUAAACACUCCACCUAGUAGCGGCGCUAGCAGUGGUAAUCCUUCCUCUAACGACGACAUAUUGGCGCUCUUCGAGUAAGGAAAAAGAAAACGAAUAAGAAAAGAAAACAAAAGGCGAGUGACUAUUUCGUAAAGAUGUAAUCAAACUGUGACCCUCUAACUUUGUAAUAAAGUGACAAACGAGCGAACAUCUUGCGGCAAACGUUCUUCCGACUACAGUACACUUUCGCGCAAAUUUCUUAGAAUCCUGGAGAACGAACGAAGUUGAACAAGAUGUUCAAUUUUUGUCUCGGAUAGGAGAAUAAAUCCGUAAGUUUACUGUAUGAGCGUUUGCUGUAAAAAAAAAGAGAAAUCUUACGGGGGUCACUGUGGGUGCUCUCACCUAAUCAAUGGUACAAAUAAUCUUAGUUAUAAUUAUAAUAUUCCUAUUAAAAUUACAGUUAAAAGGCUAGGGUUAAAGAAAUGAUUUUUAAUAAUAAUACUGCAAGAAAGAAAACACCAUACUAUUUGUAAAGACGUUAUUGCAUGGACAGCGAUAUUGUAUAUACAUUAUUGGAAGUAUGUUUUUUUUUUUAAAUAGAGCGCGUUAAACAGCACGCCAGGCAAAUAUUCCAGAAACGAUUUUAAAACAGCAUAACGCUAUAUUUAAAUAUAAAUGAUAUUGUAAUAGAUAUUUAGCUGUUAUCAAAUUGUGAUUAUCAAGAUAAUUAUUAAAAAAUUAUUAGUUUGUUAUGAGUCUGUAUUAUAAAGCUGCAUUUCUAUAUAUUUAUGUGUUCAUUUUAUCGAAAUAAAUUAUAAUGGAUAAAAUUUUGUUCCGUUUUGAAUCGUUUUCGAAUAUUUGCUUGGAAGAAAAAUUAUGCUGUGUUAAAUUAUAUACAUCGUUUUGGAAUAUUUUAGAAUUGUUCCUGCAAUAAGAUCUUUAUACUCGAAAACCGGUCUAUUCGCAUUCAAGGCUAUGAUAGACCUACGCAGCAGAGAGAUACGUGUACAGACCUACUUUUGUAAAUAAAUUUGAAUCGCGAUAAGAGUAAGAUAUUCAUCGGUUGGGGAAUUCCCCGCCUAUUGAUGGAUAUUGUGCAUAUAGUGUUCCUUUCCUUUAGAUUGUAGCAACCGAUGGAAACAGAUGAAUAAACUAGGGGAUAUCGGGCUUCACACUGGAAACUAAGAACAUGUGAUGUAUCUCCCGAGAUAGAAAUUACAGAUAUGAGAGAAAAGAGAACAUAUAUAUAUAUAUAUAUACAUAUAUAUAUAUGUAUAAAAAAGUUAUAUUGAUCUAAAUAACGUCUUUAAAAAUCUAAUAAUUUUAUUGUUUUCAAGAGACCUUAGUUAGCUCCAUGCGAGAACAUCUCUGUAUGCACAUAUGUUUUGACUGUUGUAAAUAAGUGAUAAAGAUGCAUGUGCAUAUGUAUUUAACAUUUCAGAAACUUUAUACCUAAAACGUGUUAUUUGUUAAAUUUCUUUUUCGCUACUAGUUUUCAUUACAAUGUUCAGGUUACAAUUUUAGAAUCAUUGAUCUUCUAUUUUAGACGAAAUUUAUAUAUACAUUUAUUUAUAUCUAUAUUUAUGUUCACAUAAAUAUACAUAUAUAUAAAUAUAUACAUAUUUCGUAUAUAUAUGUAUACAUAUAUAUACGUACAACAAUACAUAAGUUGUGUACGUUAUGUAUGAGAAUGUGUAUGUGUACAUGUACACAUAUAUACAUAUACAAAUUUUAAAAUAGAAAAUGUUUUUUACGUCUUCUGAUGAUGUUUGUAACCUCUGAAGAUACAUCAGAAUUUACACAUAUAGAAUUUAUUUUCACAUUUUGAUAUGUCAAUAUAUAUGUGUAUUUUGAGUCGUCUUGCUAUAAAUGAUUAAAUGUUUGUGUGAUACAUACUUCUGAAUUAUUACUAUUUCGGAUUGACAAGUUUUUGUGCAUUACAAUUAGACUUUUCUUUAUUAUCGGAUUGCGGUGUGAACUGCUUUAAUCAUUGCCGUCAAUUAAACUUUUCAUUGCGCGAUAUUCAAUAAAGUAAUUUUCAGAAAAUGUGUCAGCUGAAUAACGAAAGAUAUAAAUUAUGCAUGAAAUUAAUAGCAAUAUUUACACAAGGCCUUAAGGAAAUCGUGUACCGUAUGAUCCGUAUUGUAAUCAAAUUUUAUAUGAGGAAGAAUCAAAAUUUUUUUGUGAGAGAAAUAUAUAUAUUGCAGAAUAAUUACAUAAACAGGGCUUUAUUACACACAGAAAUAAUUAUAUACUUGAACUUAUUAUUUACACAAUGGUUGCGUUCGCAACAAUUCAGCAUGCGAAAAUAAAUUCUGUAUAUCUUCUUGCACAAUCUAGCGGUCAACUGAUUUGUCGUUUCGUAAGAAUGUAAAUCAGGUAUCCGCGUAUGUAAGAAAAAAAAAAGAUACUGCCAGAGUGAUACCGCCCAAGACCCCCCUGCUUGUGUAGUGGUUAUAAACAUUUGUAUCUUUUGUGAUUAAAAAGAGAAGAUAUACUUAAAGCGACUCGUGUAGAUUAUACAGAUUUUAUAUAAAAACCGUGUGUGUGUGUAUACAUGUACACAUACACGCACAUACACACACACCAGUGUGCAACGCUAGCGCACAGCGAAUGAUAGACACAGUCAAGUUUCUAUGCAUAUAACUACUAUAAUUAUUGAGAUUUAGAUUUUAAUAUUACUUGUAUUAAGCCGCGACUAUUGUAUAUUAUUUGUAUAUAUGGUAAAUAGAAUAAUAAUAUAAGAAAAGUGGCAGAUACUUAUUGGCCAGUUAUAAUAGUAAAAUGAUUAUCCUAAUUAUUUCUCAGAACCAAAACGUACACGAGAUGUAUGAGGAUACUUUAAACUAGGGAAUGUAACAUGUAAAUGGCUGAUGAAAACGACGAUAACAGGUACAGUUGAAUAUUGUACUGUUAUUUCUCUAAUAGAAUUAUUACUUACUUAUUAAAAAAAAAAACAUAAUUACCUAAAGAAGUUUAUUCAAACUGUAAGCUUUACUUAGGAUUGCCAAGAAGUAGUAUGCGCAACCCCCCCGUUGCGAUUGUACAUAGGCAAUGUUUACCUAUACCUAGCUAAUAAUACCCCUAAAAUAUUAUACACGAUACACCGUCUUAGUUUAUGAGAGUCUUGGAGAUUUAUAGAUAUUUCGUGAGAAAUCACAUCUGAAGAACGUGAAAAGCGAUAUUUGUAUUACGGUGCGUUGAAAGAUGAUAAUAAAUUGAACAUAAUGACAAAAUUUCUCAGUUCUACAAUAAUUUGCAAAAUAUGUAGUUGUUACUUGUUAAGAAAUUAGUAUGCAAUAUUGUAUAUUAAAAGACAAUUUUCACAUCAUUUUCUUUCUUUUUUUUUAGCAGAUCGUCGGCUAAUGCUACUUUGUACGAAUUUUCGUUGCAAUAAUAUAAGCUGAUUCAUUGCUGUCUAACGAGACUUCUACAAAUCUCUGUGGCUCUAAAUUACAAUACCUAUUUAUCUAUCGUUAGGAGGCCUAUAAUUUGAUUUUGCUCUACGAACAAAACAGAUAAUUUCGCGACUGCGAAUUACGAAUGUCGUCCGAGGCCUGGAAAAGUUACGAAACAAAGAUAUUCUCACGUAAACCGUAUCGAGACUCAUGGUGUAUCGGCUGCGCAUCGAUCGCAAGCUCUAUUAUCGAAUAACAUAUGGAAUAUCGAUAUAUCCACGUGAUUACGCAUUGCAUUUACAUGAUUUAUGAUGGUGUAUCGGAUUGUUUAUUCGCGUGUACGCGCCACCGCAGAGUUUUUUUUUACCAAAUCAUAUCAGAGGAUCCACGUUUCAACUUGCAGUUGAUAUCUCUUGACAAAGAUAUUUGCUCAGCAAAUACAUCAUGAGUGUUGACAUCGGCUCGUGUCGCAGGGUCUGUCCGUUUCGGAUGCGCUUCUUGCGCUUACAAGCGAGCUAUGAAGUGUACAUUCAGAUCUGGGAACAAACUAGAGGAAAGAAGUUAAGAUGCAGCAAGCCGCAACUUGACGAACAGACCUGCAGUUUCGCUCUCCGUAAGACGCGGAAGUGCGCAUUAUAAAUUGAAAAAAAAAAAGAAAGAAAACACUGAUAUCAUUGAUUACGUUCACAUAAAAAAUUUUAAUAAAAACCAGUUUUUAAACAUGUACGACAGACACAACAUUGUUUCUUGAUAACGGUUAGAAUCAUUCAAUAAAAAAGUCAUAAAACAUAAA